Aegilops tauschii subsp. strangulata is the source of this 2619-nucleotide messenger RNA. RefSeq names its product oligopeptide transporter 4. Gene Ontology annotation, molecular function: oligopeptide transmembrane transporter activity. NCBI's taxonomy places the organism in Eukaryota, Viridiplantae, Streptophyta, Magnoliopsida, Poales, Poaceae. The record is from RefSeq and is a predicted model, not a curated record. Gene Ontology annotation, biological process: transmembrane transport.
CGCGGCGCCCAUAUAAACACGCGCGCGCGCGUGCCUCUGCUCUCAAAGCCACCUCCCCUCCCCGGUCCGGGCUACAGCAGAGCACGCGUAGUCACAGCCAAGCCGCCCGGCCCUGGCCACCAUUAAACCACCUCACGCGCAAUGGGUGAGAUAGCGGCGGACGAGCGCGGGCUCGCCGGCGGCAAGGGGUCGGAGUUGGAGGAGGAGGAGACGUCCCCGAUCGAGGAGGUGCGGCUGACCGUGCCGCCCGGCGACGACCCGACGCUGCCGGUGUGGACGUUCCGGAUGUGGAGCAUCGGGCUGCUCUCCUGCGCGCUCAUGAGCUUCCUCAACCAGUUCUUCUCCUACCGGACGGAGCCGCUGAUCGUGACCCAGAUCACGGUGCAGGUGGCGUCGCUGCCCAUGGGCCACUUCCUGGCGCGCGUGCUGCCGCGCCGCAGGUUCCGGGCGCCGGCGCUGCUCGGCGGCUGGGAGUGGAGCCUCAACCCGGGGCCCUUCAACAUGAAGGAGCACGUGCUCAUCUCCAUCUUCGCCAAUGCCGGCUACGCCUUCGGCAACGGCAACGCCUACGCCGUCAUGAUCGUCGACAUCAUCCGCGCCUUCUACGGCCGCUCCAUCUCCUUCAUCGCCGCCUGGCUCCUCAUCACCACCACCCAGGUGCUCGGGUACGGGUGGGCGGGGCUGAUGCGCAAGUACGUGGUGGAGCCGGCGCACAUGUGGUGGCCGAGUACGCUCGUGCAGGUCUCGCUCUUCCGGGCACUGCACGAGAAGGAGGAAUCUCCCAAGGGCUCGCGGCAGAUCUCCCGCUCCAAGUUCUUCCUGGUGGCGCUCAUCUGCAGCUUCGCAUGGUACGUCGUGCCGGGCUACCUCUUCCCGGCGCUCACCUCCAUCUCAUGGGUGUGCUGGGUCUUCUCCAAGUCCGUGACCGCCCAGCAGCUCGGCUCCGGCAUGAAGGGCCUGGGCCUGGGAGCUUUCACGCUCGACUGGUCGGCCGUCUCCUCCUUCCUCUUCAGCCCGCUCAUCUCGCCCUUCUUCGCCACCGCCAACAUCUUCGUCGGCUACUUCUGCUUCCUUUACGUGCUUGUGCCCACGGCGUACUGGGGGAUGAACCUCUACAACGCCAAGACGUUCCCCAUAUUCUCCUCGCACCUGUUCAUGUCUAACGGGUCGGCAUAUCAAAUCACUGACAUUGUGAACCAGCAGUUCCAGCUUGACACGGAGGCCUAUGCAAGGCUCGGAAGGAUAAACCUCAGCACCUUCUUCGCGCUGUCUUAUGGGCUCAGCUUCGCCACCAUUGCCUCCACCAUCACGCACGUCGGCAUCUUCUACGGGAAGGAGAUCUACCACCGGUUCCGUGCUUCGCAGCAGGAGGAGCCUGACAUCCACACAAAGCUGAUGAGGAAAUAUGACGACAUACCAGCGUGGUGGUUCUACUCCCUGACAGUAUUGUCAAUGACAGUGUCCCUCAUCCUCUGCACCGUCCUAAAGGACCAGGUUCAGCUCCCAUGGUGGGGCCUCCUCUUCGCCUGUGGCAUGGCCUUUGUCUUCACGCUCCCCAUAAGCAUCAUUACUGCAACCACUAACCAGACUCCUGGCCUGAAUGUCAUCACUGAAUACGCCAUGGGGCUAAUAAUGCCGGGAUACCCCAUCGCCAAUGUCUGCUUCAAGGUGUACGGCUACAUGAGCAUGUCGCAAGCAGUAGCAUUCCUCUCAGAUUUCAAGCUCGGACACUACAUGAAGAUACCUCCAAGAUCAAUGUUCAUUGUUCAGUUUGCCGGUACACUGGUGGCCGGGACUGUUAACCUCAGCGUGGCAUGGUGGCUACUUGGGUCUGUCGAGAACAUCUGCCAGGACCAACUGCUGCCACCAGACAGCCCAUGGACAUGCCCUGGUGACCGUGUCUUCUUUGAUGCAUCGGUCAUCUGGGGCCUUGUUGGCCCGAAGCGCAUUUUCGGGCCACAUGGUAACUACGAAGCCGUCAACUGGUUCUUCCUCAUCGGCGCAGCAGGCCCUGUCAUCGUGUACAUCUUCCACAGGAUAUUCCCCAGUCAGAGGUGGAUACUGAUGAUAAACCUGCCGGUGCUCAUCGGCGCUACAGCCAACAUGCCACCAGCGACGGCCGUGAAUUACAACUCAUGGCUGCUGAUAGGCACCAUCUUCAACUUCUUCGUGUUCCGGUACCGGAAGAAGUGGUGGCAGAGGUACAACUACAUCCUCUCUGCCGCGCUCGAUGCAGGCGUCGCGUUCAUGGCGGUGCUGCUGUACUUCACACUGACCAUGGAGAACCGGACAGUCAACUGGUGGGGCACGGCGGGUGAGCACUGUCCUCUGGCCUCAUGCCCCACUGCUAAAGGGGUGGACUUGGGCCCGGAUAGUGUGUGCCCUGUGUUCUAAGCUAAAUCUCUUUCACCCUCAAGGUACAGCUACAAGAUUAGUCAUGAUCCAUUCGAGUUGUGUGAGUGUAAUAGUAUGAUCAUAGAUUUCUAUUGUACUCUCCACCAAAAGAGAGAGAGAACAAAGCUUCUAGAUGCGUGUAAACUGUAAAGGUCGUAGUCAUCCACGCGAAAGAGAAAAGACAAUAAUUAUCAGCCGCAAUGCGAGACAAUCAGUCUUGGGCAA